Messenger RNA from Diaporthe batatas, 1692 nucleotides. RefSeq lists its product as uncharacterized. The coding region runs from base 1 to 1692 and encodes 563 amino acids. The record is from RefSeq and is a predicted model, not a curated record. Gene Ontology annotation, biological process: glycerol transmembrane transport; water transport. Gene Ontology annotation, molecular function: water channel activity; glycerol channel activity. Gene Ontology annotation, cellular component: plasma membrane. Lineage: Eukaryota; Fungi; Ascomycota; Sordariomycetes; Diaporthales; Diaporthaceae. The transcript is spliced from 3 exons.
AUGGAAAGCAUGUCUGGAGAAGACUCUCAGCCAUGGGGCGAACGCUGCCUUAAUGGCCUGAACCGUUCUGUACAAGGACAGCCAAGCAAUUCAGAACACCCAAAUACAGCCGAGACUCCUAGCGGACCACCAGUUGAAAGAGACAAAGGUUACUUCCAGCGUGACCCAAAACGGAGUGAGAUAUCAAAAGACACCCUUGGUACAGAUAACGUACCAGCAAGCAGCUCAGACCAGACCAACAAGCGCCCAGCGAUGACCAGCCGCCAAUCAAGGUCGACGUCUUAUACCCUGGGGCGGAUGAACGAAAACCCCAAGACCUCAGACAAGAUGUUACGGGUGGUGGCACAGCUGGACGACGAGGGGUUGGGCAAUCUGGAGCAACUCAUCAACGAGUUUGCUAAGCAGCAGGCCAAACCCAAGGGACAGCUUACGUCUUCGGACUACCGCGACCAAAAUCCGUGGUACGAUCAAGGGAGAAAUAAGCCGAAUUUCAGUCUUGGCGAGCCCCUGCCACAUGUUGAUGAAGAAAAGGGCCCAGGGCGUGAGCAGGAUAACGAAAAGCCCGUCUUCAGCCUCGGCGAACCGCUGCCGCAUACAGUGCGAAGGACGAGACAGCCCAAACACGACGAGGAAGAUGUGGAGCAGGGCCUGCGCAAGACGGAGACAAGGGACAUGGCCACAAGCUCAGAUGACAGCCAGGAGCCGCCGCGGCCACAGACGUCACAGCAGAGGCGGGAGCAACAGGGCGACCAGGCCGAGGGCACGGAGACGGCCAGGAAGUUCCAGAUCGACGGGGACACGCACGGGGGGCAGCGGGAGCAGGACGCGGCCGAGGAGGGCCGGACGGACCCCGACUCGAUGCGCAACUGGUGGGCGCGGUUCCGGGCCAAGUACCCCGAGCUGAUGGCCGAGCUCCUGUGCACGGCCAUGUCCGUGUUCCUGGGGGUCGCGGGCACGCUCAGCGUCAACCUCUCCAGGGGCCAGGAGUCCCAGUACGGGACGUACGAGACGCUGUGCUGGGCGUGGGGGCUCGCGUUCAUGUUUGGCAUCUACAUGGGCGGCGGCGUCUCGGGUGCCCACAUGAACCCGGCCAUCUCCAUCUCGCUCGCCGUGUAUCGCGGGUUCCCCUGGCGGCGCUGCGCUGCGUACGUCGUCGUGCAGGUCGCCGGUGCGUUUGCGGGCGGCAUUCUUGCAUAUGCGCUGUACUAUGAUGCUAUUAUGGAGGUUGACCCUACGAUGACCGAGACAUACACGAGCUGGUGCGCUGUCCCCCAGCCGUGGGUGAAGCCGGCCACGGCCUUCUUUUCAGAGUUCCUAGGCGGCGCUGUCAUAAUGGUGGCCGUGCUCUCCCUCGGUGACGACCAGAACAACCCGCCAGGCGCGGGAAUGCACGCCUUUAUCAUCGGAUUGCUGGUGGCCGUGUGUAAGAUGACCCUUGGCUACAACACCGGCGGCGCCCUGAACCCGGCCGCAGACCUGGGGCCGCGCCUGGCCGCGCUGGCCGGCGGGUACCGGAGUCCCGAACUGUUUGGGACGGGCUUCUGGGCGUAUGGCCCUUGGGGCGCCAGCGUCUCUGGUGCACUGGUUGGCAGCGCCGUGUAUGAUGCUGUCGUCUUCGUCGGUAGCGAGUCUCCUAUCAACUACCGCUGGUCGAAGGAGCAGCACAAGUGGCGGGCGCUCAUGAAAAAGUAG